This is a messenger RNA of Ficedula albicollis (Collared flycatcher), 888 nucleotides long. It is a transcript of the gene GIPC3, whose product is annotated as GIPC PDZ domain containing family member 3. The record is from RefSeq and is a predicted model, not a curated record. The coding region runs from base 1 to 888 and encodes 295 amino acids. The transcript has 6 exons. Gene Ontology annotation, molecular function: protein binding. Lineage: Eukaryota; Metazoa; Chordata; Aves; Passeriformes; Muscicapidae.
AUGCAGCGGGUGGGCAGGCACGGCCGGCAGCCCCCCGAGGGCGGCCCCAUGGAGAACGGCGUGGGGCAGGAGCCGGGGACCCCCGAGUCCGCACCCACGCAGCUGGCCCACGGCAGCCCCACGGGCCGCAUCGAGGGCUUCACCAACGUCAAGGAGCUCUACGCCAAAAUCGCCGAGGUCUUCGACAUCUCGCCUACCGAGAUCCUCUUCUGCACGCUCAACACGCACAAAGUGGACAUGCAGAAGCUGCUGGGGGGGCAGAUUGGCCUGGAGGAUUUCAUCUUCGCCCAUGUCCGGGGUGAGACCAAGGAGGUGGAGGUGACCAAGACAGAGGACGCGCUCGGCCUCACCAUCACAGACAACGGGGCUGGCUACGCCUUCAUCAAGAGGAUCAAGGAGGGGAGCAUCAUCAACCGGCUGCAGACAGUGAGUGUGGGGGACAGCAUCGAGGCCAUCAACGACCACACCAUCGUGGGCUGCCGGCACUACGAGGUGGCGCGGAUGCUGCGGGAGCUGCCGCGGGCGCAGCCCUUCACCCUCCGCCUGGUCCAGCCCAAAAAGGCCUUUGACAUGAUCGGGCAGCGGACACGGACAGGCAAAUCCCCAGGCGAAGGCAGAGUGGCCAGUGGGAAGGAAACGCUGCGGCUGCGGACACAGGGUCCAGCUGUGCUGGAGGAGGGGGUAAGGCCCACCCCGACCCCUCACACGGCCCUGACCUCCCUCUUCUCCCCAACAGCCUCGACGAUGGUGGAGGCGGCCAAGGGCAGCCCCAGCGUGGCCCAGCUUGCCCAAGGGCUGGACUCGGUGCUGGGCGAGUUUGCCUUCCCCCAGGAGUUCGUGGCCGAGGUGUGGGCAGCCGUCUGCCACCCCAAGGGGGAAAAGGAGUAG